Molecule: messenger RNA, 5517 nt
Organism: Amyelois transitella
Lineage: Eukaryota; Metazoa; Arthropoda; Insecta; Lepidoptera; Pyralidae
Gene: cut
Product: homeobox protein cut
Exons: 10
Coding region: 647-4741 (1364 amino acids)
Biological process (GO): regulation of DNA-templated transcription
Molecular function (GO): DNA-binding transcription factor activity, RNA polymerase II-specific; DNA binding
Source: RefSeq, a predicted model, not a curated record
UCCGAAGGAUCGCACUGCAGUCGUGUGUCGCGGCUUCGACGCGCGCCCGUGACCACGCCGCGCUCCGCAAAGGAUCACCUUACGUAAUAAUUACUAAUCGCAUCGGAACCGCUCAUCCGAUAAUCAAUUGUGAAUAGUGAACUCUCGAUAAUUGUGCGACAUUUUUUUUUGCAAUCCCGAUUCGCCGAUCGAUCAAUGUGAACUUGUUUUGUGUACUUUGUGUCAUGUUUUUGUUUUGUUUUCGCGCGGACUCUAUUAUUUUUGGGCGUUGCUGACUAAGAACAAUCAUAUGAUUUUGUUUCGUCUAUGUUAGUUCAGACAUUGUGAGUGAACGCCGAACGAAUAUUUUGUGAACUUUAUGAGGUUUUUGUGAUUUUCUGACUUAAAGUGUUAUGUGGAGAACUACAAAAUAAUUGUGUUAAUUAACAACCACUUGCUCUGAAAACAAAUAGGGCGAGCAAGAAACACUAAAGGAAAACGGCACGCGACCAAAAGAACAAUCGAAUUCGAAUUUCAAAACUUAACGUUCUACAUUCGGAUCGUAUUUGAAAAUUCAUGUUCGACAUUCGAAUUUGGGUUUAGAAUGUGGCGCGUUGAACGCGUUAGUCGCCGGCUGGAUUUGUGAUGAAGCGGUGAUCACAGCCGAAUGCACCCGACGGGCGCAGCUAGUCUGCCCGCCGCUCCAGAGGCGGAGGUGCAAGCUAUGCACUCGAUGGAUUGGCUCUUCAAGAAAGAAAGGAUAUAUCUUCUAGCGCAGUUCUGGCAACAGAGAGCCACGCUGGCCGAAAAAGAAGUAACAACGCUGAAAGAACAACUGGCCACGACGAGUCCUACUCCUCUGCAAGCGACCGUGCCUCCAAAAACCAAUGGCUCCCACAUAGACCAAACUAGAGAUCAGGCCACGGAAACAAGAAUACCGGACUUGUUCAGUCCCGAUAUAAAAGAAGAGAAAAGACUGGAGAUUGAUGAAGAAGUAGAGAAGAUGGAGAUGGCUGCGGGGAGGGACAGUGAUAGUACCAGAAGCAGUCCCGUGGGACAGGCGAACAGCUUGGAGAAUGAACUCGCUGCGAAAGAGAAAGAGAUUUCUCAACUAGUGGAGGAGGUCCGGCGAUUGCAAGCGUCGCUGAACGCGCUCCAAGAGGCGCACGCGCAGAAACUACAGCGGCUGGAGGAGAGGCUGGACGAGAAGAAACAACAUAUAGCCAGGUUGGAGGCGAGACUGGACACUCAGCGGGACUAUGAUGACAUCAAACGGGAGAUCAGCAUGCUCAGGUCCCUAGACCUGGGGUCUGGCGAGCGGUCCCUCGAGCGUAAACCCGAACCCCUCAGGUCUCCCCCCGCGCCCCCGCAGGAGAGGAGAUCAGCGGAGAGGGAGCAGAGCGCCGAACGACGAGACCCAGGUCCUGAAGAGUGGCCGAGCACGCCGCCCCCCCUCAACAACAACACGACGCACCACAACAACAACGGCCCCACGCCGCUGCCGCUGCCGCCGCCCAGCCCGUUCAGAUUCGAAGACCACCGCCCUUACCGCUUCGCAGAAGACAUGGGACCGCUACCACCCGGCGCUCUCGUCGGGCGACUCGGCGACUCCCUUAUCCCCAAAGGAGACCCCAUGGAAGCGAGGCUCCAAGAAAUGCUCAGAUACAAUAUGGACAAAUACGCGAACACGAAUUUGGACACGCUCCACAUAAGCCGAAGAGUGCGAGAGUUGUUAUCUGUGCACAACAUCGGGCAGAGGCUGUUCGCGAAGUACGUCCUGGGACUGUCCCAAGGGACCGUCUCGGAGCUGCUGUCGAAGCCGAAGCCGUGGGACAAGCUGACGGAGAAGGGCAGGGACUCGUACAGGAAGAUGCACGCGUGGGCGUGCGACGAGGCCGCCGUGAUGCUCCUCAAGUCGCUCAUUCCCAAAAAAGUUGGCACAAAAGAUGGCACCCUUGGCCCCGGGUUCGGGAGGUCGGAAGGCGAGGGCGACGACCGCCUGGCUCACAUCCUGAACGAAGCCUCUCAUCUCAUGAAGCCCUCUCAACCCAACAACGAUGACUCUAGAAGCAACGAGGACUCCAGCUCCCCCAGGACGCAAUGCCAAUCGCCAUAUUCCAAGGACUCGAGCCAGAACAGAAGACUGAAGAAGUAUGAGAACGACGACAUUCCUCAGGAGAAGGUGGUGCGGAUCUACCAGGAGGAGCUGGCCAAGAUCAUGACGCGGAGGGUGGAGGACAUGAGGCACAGUCGCGAUGGCUUCCCUGGCAUGUUCCCACCUUUUUUCAGCGGCGGGAUGCCCCCACACAUGGAGCGGCCGCCCGAGGACAUCCGCCUGGCGCUGGAGGCCUACCACCGGGAGCUCGCGAAGCUGCAGCCCCAGGGGAACAUCCCCAACCUGCACAACCUGCCCGGGAUGCCGCCCUUCCCCAACCUCCUCGCGCUGCAGCAGCAAGCCAUGCAGCAAGCCCAGAACCAACACAUGAACGGCUCUGGCGCAGUCCAGGAUCUCUCCCUGCCUAAAGACAAAAACGCCAAAAUGAAUGGAAUGACUGAUAGUGAUAAGGAUAGGCCGAUAGACGCCGAAGAGGCUAUAAGGCACGCGGGCAGCGCUUUCUCGUUAGUGAGGCCAAAAUUAGAACCGGGACAGCAGUCGACGGGGUCUUCCGCGUCGAGUCCGCUGGGAAACGCGAUUUUACCUCCGGCGAUAACGCCGAACGAUGACUUCAGUAGUUCCGCAGCGGCGAGUCCCUUGCAGAGGAUGGCUUCGAUCACGAACAGCCUCAUUUCUCAGCCGACGAACCCCACUCAUCACGCGCCACCGCAGCGCUCGAUGAAAGCUGUUCUUCCGCCAAUAACUCAGCAGCAGUUUGAUCUCUUUAACAAUUUGAAUACUGAGGAUAUAGUGAGAAGAGUGAAGGAAGCGUUGAGUCAGUACUCGAUCAGUCAGAGACUGUUUGGAGAGUCGGUGUUAGGACUGUCUCAGGGUUCAGUGAGUGACCUGUUGGCGAGGCCCAAGCCCUGGCACAUGCUGACGCAGAAAGGCCGGGAGCCGUUCAUCAGGAUGAAGAUGUUCUUGGAAGACGACAACGCUGUGCACAAGCUGGUCGCGUCGCAGUACAAAAUCGCGCCCGAGAAGCUGAUGAGGACCGGGAACUACAGUGGAGCGCCUCCCUGCCCACCCAACAUGAACAAGCCCAUGGCGCCGGCGCAGAAGAUGCUGUCGGAGGCGGGGUCGCUGCUCAGCAAGAUGCAGCAGGAGCAGCUGCUGGGCGGCGCGCACCUGCCGCACCUGCCGCAGCCCGCGCCGCUGCUGCUGACGCCGCCCGGCUUCCCGCCGCACCACGCCGUGGCGCUGCCGCCGCAGCCCGACAAGGAGCGCAAGCCGCCGCCCGCGCCGCACCCGCACCCGCACCCGCACCCCGCCAUGCGCAACCUGCACCACCACAUGUCCCCCAGCGUCUACGAGAUGGCCGCCCUCACGCAGGACCUCGACACGCAGACUAUCACAACCAAGAUCAAGGAGGCUCUCCUCGCGAACAACAUCGGACAGAAGAUCUUCGGAGAAGCCGUGCUCGGCCUCUCGCAAGGAUCCGUCAGCGAGCUGCUAUCCAAGCCUAAACCCUGGCACAUGCUCAGCAUCAAAGGCAGGGAACCGUUCAUAAGGAUGCAGCUGUGGCUCAGCGACGCUCACAAUAUUGACCGACUCCAAGCGCUGAAGAAUGAGAGGCGUGAGGCCAACAAGCGGCGGCGAUCCAGCGGACCAGGACAGGACAAUUCCUCUGACACGUCCUCCAAUGACACUUCAGAGUUCUACCACUCGAGCUCGCCCGGACCCACCUCGGGAGUCCCAUCAGCGAAGAAGCAGAGAGUCCUGUUUUCUGAGGAGCAAAAAGAAGCGUUGAGGCUAGCGUUCGCGCUCGACCCCUACCCCAACAUGCCCACUAUAGAAUUCCUAGCGGGAGAAUUGAGUUUAUCGACAAGAACGAUCACGAACUGGUUCCACAACCACCGCAUGCGAUUAAAGCAGCAGGCGCCGCACGGUCUGCCCGCGGAGCCGCCGGCGAGAGACCAGUCCACGGCGCCCUUCGAGCCGGUCCAGUUCAGGUUGCUGUUGAACCAGAGACUGCUGGAACUGCAGAAAGAAAGGAUGGGUCUCGCAGGAGUUCCUCUUCCGUAUCCUCCAUACUUCGCUGCGAAUACCAACCUGGCCGCGUUAAUAGGUCGCGGCCUGGUCCCACCCGACGAAAGAGUGAAAGACCAGAUCGGCGGGCUGGACCUGUCGAUGCCUCUGAAGCGAGAGCCGGACGGCGACGACUUCGAGGACGACGAUGUCGAGAGCAACCUCGGGUCGGACGACUCGCUGGACGACGGGGAAUCCAAGACGGAGCCCAAAGCGGCGUCGACGCCGGCCGGCCGCUCCAACCGGCGGAAACCCGCCGCGCCGCAGUGGGUCAACCCGGACUGGCAGGACGAGAAGCCGCGGAACCCUGACGAGGUGAUCAUCAAUGGGGUUUGCGUGAUGAGGAGCGACGACUUCAGAAGAGAGGCGGAGGAAACGGUGCGAGUGGAGCCGGCGCCCGUGGCCCGCGGCGCCUCCCCCACCUCCCCGGCGCCCCGCACCCCCCACACCCCUCACACUCCUCAUACACCCCACACUCCCCACACGCCGCACACGCCGAGAGCCACACACACCCCGGAGGAUGUCCUCCCGGAAGACAAAAUCAAAACGGAAAACGACGACGACCGAUGGGAAUAUUGAAGUGCAUACAUAGACGAUAUAUUUAUUGUAGGGCCGGACGAUGUAGAUCAGUGCGAAUAUGUGUAGGAGUUUGUUAAUUCGAUUGUAAGGCCAAAGACUUUUGUACAUAGAUCGUGAUAUGCCAGGCAUACGUCCCGACGGACGAGAAAACCUUACGAUACAAAAAUAUGCAUUUUGCUUUAAUUUUUUUUUUUUUUAUUAAUAUUAUUUAGUGGUCGAAUCGGUACCCUGAUUGGUACAAAUAUCUGAGUAUUUUUAAGUUACGGCUUUUUAUUCGAAUGUAAAUAAAUAUACCAAAAAUGCGUGGACUGUAUAUAGCUAGGGUAGACUGUACUGUAAGUAUUCGUUGCCGGCAUCUUAGUGAUAGGAGUUCAUUUAUUGUUAAUGAAAGUUUAAAGUGCAAUCAUAUGUAAAUUUAAGCUAUGACAUACUGACCCCAGUUGAAAAGUAUUAUUAUGUUUAUAUGAACCGGUAAGGUUUAAAAUAUUAUUAUAAUUGGGUUAUAAGUUUUAUAAUUAAAUUAUGAAUGUUUAUUUUAUACUAUUGUAUGUUUUCUAUGACUAUUUUAUACGUGUCGGGGUAGCUCAAGUUUGUGAUGUCGCUCAUUUUCUCAAUUUCCAACAUUUUAAUUCCGUUAUUUCUUUAGAACAUUUUUUUUUUACAUUUUUAGACGACGUACAAAUUUUGCAACAAAUGAAACGUACGAUUAAGCAAAUACUGUAUUGCUUGUGGUUAUAGUUUUAUUUUAUUUUAGCAAUAAAUUUGCUUUUAAUCUA